Danio aesculapii is the source of this 1957-nucleotide messenger RNA. It is a transcript of the gene ush1ga, whose product is annotated as Usher syndrome 1Ga (autosomal recessive). Gene Ontology annotation, biological process: equilibrioception; sensory perception of light stimulus; sensory perception of sound. Bases 69 to 1484 code for a protein of 471 amino acids. The record is from RefSeq and is a predicted model, not a curated record. Lineage: Eukaryota; Metazoa; Chordata; Actinopteri; Cypriniformes; Danionidae. The transcript has 3 exons. Gene Ontology annotation, molecular function: protein binding.
GCUCGGGGCUCCAGACCUGAUGCUCAGCGCCCGCGAGAGAGUUAUGGAGGCUGAGGUUCGAGAUCACCAUGAAUGACAAAUAUCACAAGGCAGCUCGGGAUGGCUACCUCGAUCUGCUUAAAGAAGCGACGCGGAAGGACCUGAACGCGCCGGAUGAGGAUGGCAUGACACCGACCCUAUGGGCGGCGUACCACGGCAACCUGGACGCGCUGCGGCUGAUCGCAGGGAGAGGGGGGAACCCAGAUAAGUGUGACAUAUGGGGAAACACGCCACUUCACUUGGCUGCUUCCAAUGGCCAUCUCAACUGCCUGUCCUUCCUGGUGUCCUUUGGUGCCAACGUGUGGUGCCUGGACAACGACUACCACACCCCUCUGGACAUGGCUGCCACCAAGAACCACAUGGAUUGCGUACGCUAUCUGGACUCUAUCGCGGCCAAGCAGACAGCUCUCAAUCCCAAGCUAGUAAGCAAACUGAAGGACCGGGCCUUUCGGGAUGCUGAACGGCGCAUGAAGGAAUGUGUAAAACUGCAGCAGAGGCACCGGCGGCGCAUGGAGCGGAAGUUUCAGAGAGAGGCAACAGAAGCAUCAGUUUCUGAUGCCAUGAGCUUCUCCAGCUACGCCAGCAGCACCUUGAGUCGCAAGUUACACCACUUCAACACUGCCACUAGUGUGCCAUACUCCCAGGCUACUAUCCAUGCCACAGCCAGGGGGAAAACUAAAAUCCAGAAGAAGCUUGAGAAGAAAAAGCAAGGUGACGGGACAUUUAAGAUUUAUGAAGAUGGCAGGAAAAGCGUCCGCUCUUUGUCUGGUUUACAGCUAGGCAACGACGUCAUGUUUCUGAAGCAAGGUACGUACGUUAACCCUAAAGACCGGUCUCGUCGCAACAUACGUGACAUGUUCCCCAGUGACAACGAGGAUGCCAUCUCACGUGCCAUCAGUGAACCAGACCUGCACGGUCAAGAUGUGGACUACUCUGAGAUCAGCACUGACUCAGGCCACGACUCGCUCUUCAACCGGCCUGGCCUGGGCACAAUGGUUUUCCGUCGCAACUAUGUGAGCGGUGGACUUUUUGGCAUUGGUAGCAGAGAUGAAGGCAGCCUGGCCGGCAGUGAACGGGUUGAUAAUGUGCGUCUCCAAAAUCGGAUGCACCCCAGUCUGGAUGACGACAGCAUUGGAAGUGCCCAUAGCCUGCAGGAGAGGAACAUUCAGGAGCUGCCUUGGGAUGAGGUGGAGUUGGGUCUGGAUGAUGAUGAUGAGCCCGACACUAGUCCACUAGAAGUGUUCCUGGCCACGCAAAGCAUGAACGAGUUUAUUCCUAUCUUAAAAAGAGAGAAGAUCGACUUGGACGCACUGUUACUGUGCUCAGACGAUGACCUUAAGGGUAUUCACAUCCCCUUGGGGCCCCGCAAGAAGAUCAUGGAUGCCUGCAUGCGCAGACUGGAGACAUUAGAGGAACCGGGCUCCAUAGAAGACACUGAGAUGUGAAGUUCUUGCCUUAAUGUCUGUUUUUACCUCAGUGAAUGUUGAAGAAUAAGCAAGUUUACAGGCUAGAGUUUGUGCCAUGUUUCUUUGAAGAUGGCAAAAGUUGCAUUGUCAACAUUUGGCCAACACUGUAGAGAAACUAACGAAAUAGAAACCUAAACCAGAGGUGUCCAGUCCUGCUGCUAAAGGGCUACUUUCCUGCAAAGUUUAGCUCCAGCACAGCUGUCAGGGUGUUUCUAAUGAUCCCGAAGAUCAUAAUCAGCUGGUUAAGAGUGUUAAAAUGGGGACCAUCCAUGAGCAGGACUGAACCCCCUGAGGUAAAUGAACCUUUAGGGGGCAUUUACACAACAUCACUAAAAACACAUUUUUUAGAAAAUUAUAUUGUUAUUUUCACUGUCUAAACUUGGUAAACAUGCAGUUAUAUGUGAACAUGUGAGUUGGAGGUUCACACAGGGGCGUACGUCCCCCGCACUUUU